Molecule: messenger RNA, 1239 nt
Organism: Chenopodium quinoa (quinoa)
Lineage: Eukaryota; Viridiplantae; Streptophyta; Magnoliopsida; Caryophyllales; Amaranthaceae
Product: ras-related protein RAB1BV
Exons: 9
Coding region: 288-935 (215 amino acids)
Biological process (GO): protein secretion; regulation of exocytosis
Cellular component (GO): plasma membrane
Molecular function (GO): GTPase activity; GTP binding
Source: RefSeq, a predicted model, not a curated record
CAAUGCUCCAUUCAUUGAUUCAAUUGAGGAGCACCAAAAAAUAAACUUUCCUAAUAAUAAAAGAGGGCCGGUUCAUCUGAAUUUCCUUCUUUUCUCUCUCCUCUCUUUUCUCUCUGAACCAAAUCGCCGAUUUCGAAAAACCAGGAAUUAAAGAGAGGAUCGUCCAAGUUUUGGUCAUCUUCAGAAAUUUUUAAGCUCAUUUUUUCAACUGUUAAUUCAUCCAAGUUUUUUUUUUUGGAGAAAAUUUGAUUGAAAGUUUUUCUAGGGUUUCUGGAGGUGUUUAAUUAAUGGCUGCUCCACCUGCGAGAGCUCGCGCUGAUUAUGAUUAUCUCAUCAAACUCCUUUUAAUCGGCGACAGUGGUGUGGGUAAGAGUUGCCUCCUCCUGCGGUUCUCUGACGGUUCCUUCACAACAAGUUUUAUCACAACCAUUGGUAUUGAUUUCAAGAUUCGGACCAUAGAGCUUGAUGGCAAGCGGAUCAAACUUCAGAUAUGGGAUACUGCUGGUCAGGAGCGGUUCAGGACUAUCACAACGGCUUAUUAUCGUGGAGCCAUGGGUAUUCUACUGGUUUAUGAUGUAACUGACGAGUCGUCAUUUAACAAUAUUAGAAACUGGAUACGUAACAUUGAGCAGCAUGCUUCUGAUAACGUGAACAAGAUUCUGGUAGGAAAUAAGGCUGAUAUGGAUGAGAGUAAAAGGGCUGUGCCGACAGCCAAGGGACAGGCUUUAGCUGAUGAGUAUGGGAUUAAGUUCUUCGAAACUAGUGCAAAGACGAAUUUAAAUGUGGAGGAAGUUUUCUUUUCCAUAGCGAGAGACAUUAAGCAAAGGCUUGCAGAUUCUGAUACAAGGCAAGAGGCUCAACCGUCAAUUACGAUUAAACCAGCCGACCAAUCAGGCAGCCAAGCAGCUGCUAAAUCAGCCUGCUGUGGUUCUUAAGGUUCCGGCAAUUGAUUGGACAAGGCAACAUGUUCAGUGGAAUUAUGUGUGCAAAACAGAUGAAUCUGAUUGUUAUGACAAUGUGAUGGAUGCUUGUAAUAUUUGUUACCAUCAUUCUUUCCUUAAACCUGUUUUAGUGUGCGAAAGAUAGUUUUUAAUCAACUAGUAUAGUUGUUCCUGUGAGGCUGUGACACUUUUUUUUCGCUUUUCUUUUUGCUUUUGCUUGUCUAAUUAAAUCUUGUUUUAGCCAUACAUUGAUACAAAGCCUCUAUUCAAUGAUAGCUUUGCAAAUUACCCUGUCCUU